AUGAUAGAAACGGUUUUAGUCGCAGGGCAGUUGUUUUCUAGUAAUUUACAAUUCUCACUGCAGCAGGAUGGAGCGAUCUCAGUGAGCCAGCUGACCGAAUGGUUGAGGGAGAAGAAUCUUGUUGAAAUAUUGGUUCGCGAUAAUUUGCAUCAUCCCGCAUAUUGUGAAAGUAAUUUACAUUUCUCACUGCAGCAGGAUGGAGCGAUCUCGGUGAGCCAGCUGACCGAAUGGUUGAGGGAGAAGAAUCUCGUUGAAAUAUUGGUUCGCGAUAAUUUGCAUCAUCCAGCAUAUUGUGAAAGGUUGGAGAGGAUUUUCCGAAUUCUGUUGGAAAAGAAUGCCAUAACGCUGGACGAUAUGGACACGUUGUGGAAUGCGCAGCAUGGGAAGCACGAUGUUAUUCAACGAGAUGUGCAUGAUCUGAUUGCGAAAUUGGUGAAUGUUUUCAACAUCGAAAUGCAGGAUCAUCUGUUCGAACGAAUGAAGGAAAGUUGGCGGAUGUCGUCGUCACGCGAACGAACGCUUCUGCUCGACCUGAUACGUCGAAUUGGCAGCCUCACGUUGAAGUCUCUGUCGCUGUUGUGGGAUCUGUUCCGUGAUGAUCGAUUACCGGUGGAGAUGGUUGAUGCAGCACUGGACGCACAUUUCAGUGUGCUGGAGAAUGCGGUACCGGCAGAAGAGGUGCGACGCCACUACAUCGAACGUUGCAUCGAUGAAUUGCUCAUUGAUUCAGUGUUUGUACUACCAACACUGAAGCAUAUGCAACGAUUGAUGAUGUUGGUGCCUGAAAACGAUUUUUGCUAUGGCAAAAGGAUGACACGAGCAGAGUUCAUUUCAACGAUACAGCAAGAUACGGCGCUCUGCUCAAGGCUUUCAGAGAAUGUUUCGCUGUAUAUGGACAAAGUUCGAAAUACUGUGUCGAACCGAUCUCAGCCUUGUAAUGAAGCUGAUCCGGGCUCCAUGGUGUUUGAUGGCCGUUACACGCAUUGCGAUAAUUUACGUGUCCGCUUGAGUUUCCUUCAUUUCUUGCUCACCGAUGGACAGUUAUGGCUGAUGACACCUCAGGCGAACGAAGUGUGGGAUGCGCUGGUUGUUCGAUCGGUAUUUGAAUAUGAACGAACAUUUGGCUUCCAGCUGUUCGCCACAAUGCAGGAUCACGAUGACAUUGAUCCGAAAGCGCUCGAUUCGUUCUUUCGCUCACGAAUACUACAGCUGCCAGUCGAGCUGCUAAACGAAGAGGGAUUUUCCUGUUUCAAAAUUUUCUGGAUUGCUGUGAACAAGAAGUGUAAAAAAUUGCAUCAACCUACAGAAGGAAUCCCUCACUAUUUGUUGAACGAUUUUGAACUGGAAGGCAUGGACUAUCUGUGGGAGAUAAUGCUGCAAGCGCGAAAUACGGUGGCACGGCUGGCUACACUGCUGUGGGUGGAUGUUUUAUCAAAUCCUCACACCGAAGUGAUCUCGGAUCUCGCUCAGCUGAUCCAAAUGGUUGUUAAUAAAUGCUUUACAGUGUUAAAAUCAAAUCACGACGAGCUCAUCAAUGGCGAACGAGAUGAUGCGGAAAAAGAUAAAAUCAUCAAACGCAUGAGCAGAGUUUUAGUUGCACUGCAUUGUUAUAUUUGUGCAUUCGACGAAGACUGCUUCCUGCCGGACAGGAAACGACAACCGCUUCGUAAAGCGUGCCUCGGGCGAUGCUUCUUAGUGCCAAUUAUUUUGUCAGAUCGGAAAUGUCAGUUAAGUGGCUUCGAUCUGAGC
Gongylonema pulchrum is the source of this 1749-nucleotide messenger RNA. NCBI's taxonomy places the organism in Eukaryota, Metazoa, Nematoda, Chromadorea, Rhabditida, Gongylonematidae. The record is from the annotation of a GenBank genome assembly.